Drosophila ananassae is the source of this 598-nucleotide messenger RNA. Its product is annotated as keratin-associated protein 9-1. The record is from RefSeq and is a predicted model, not a curated record. The coding region runs from base 1 to 147 and encodes 48 amino acids. The transcript has a single exon. NCBI's taxonomy places the organism in Eukaryota, Metazoa, Arthropoda, Insecta, Diptera, Drosophilidae.
AUGUGCUGCAAUCCCGGAGGCUGCUGUAAUCUUCCCACAUGCAUUCAGUGUACCAACUUUUGCUUCAACUGCUGGACGGGCACGGCUGCUAUACCUUGCACCCGCAAAAUUUGCGUUCCUGGCUGUUUCUGCGGGCCAUGUUGUUAACCUGUGAUCCUCCUACGAGCAUCCAGUGCACCAACUUUUGGGUCAACUGCAGCACAGGCCCGGGUGCAACAAUCUUAACCCGAAAAAUUGGCAUUCUGGGUGUUCCGGUUGGUUACGUUGAGGUCACGGAAGCAUAAAGACUCGCUUUCGGUAUGGGAGACACGCAACGACCGGGAAAUUUUAGUGUCAACAUCCAUGAUCUCAUUACCGAUCGCAACGAUGUACUUUGAUCCCGGAAGUUGCUGUGACCCACCCACAAGCAUCCUGGGCACCACCUUUGGGGAUCUUAAUCCUCAAACCCGGAGGAUCAAUGCAGUAAUCUCUUCCCCCCCAGCAGUCAGUGGCCAAAUUUGGUUAACUGCGGUCGUGGAUGUUCCAGCAGACUCAAUUUCAUCAAAAUUAUAAAAUGUUAUAUCCAAAUUAAAACCAUUCCGAGUAGUAUAUCCUUAAA